GAGGGCUCUGGUGACGUUUCAGGACACAGCGAGCGCUCUCUCGCCGAUAAACAAGUUUCAGAGAUCAAAACAAUCUGCGAAGAACAGCAGCACAGGCUGAUCGUGACCGUGCACCGACCACACCCGAGGACAAGACACCGUUUGAUUUGACCAGAUUUGCUAUAGAAGCAUCGAGAUGAUUGGAAAGAUUCUUUCUCAGCUGCUCGGGAACGCUGGCGAGGACUUUGAGGCAGCAGACAAGACUUUUGAGGAGCUAAUGGAGUUCGAGGAGGGAGAAUGGGUCAUUGUGGAUCUGCCAGAGAACGGGCCGCUGUCAGCCCCCCAGGUGGACCCACUGGAGAACCUGCUGAUUGAGCACCCCAGCAUGUCUGUCUACCAGAUGAGAUGCGGGAUGAGUGGAGUGGAGGAGGAGGAAGAGGACGAGCUUGGCUCUGAUGAAGACGAAGUGGACAUCUCCAGGCCAGUGGCAGUGAGGCGGCACAUAUCCUGGUGUCUGGCUGCCUGGGGAAUUCCUCUACCCUGCAACAUCCAGCUGCUGGCUGUGCAGAGAGCCAGGACCCAGGCUGAGAGGAAGAAGCUGAGCCACCGGGCCCUUCACAGGCAGAACCUGGCUAAGACGCGAUUCUCCCCGGCAGAGAAACGCUACGGCCACUUCAAGCAGCCCUGCCAGCGUCUCUACAACUACUGAACAACAACCCUACUGCGAGUGCGGUGUGUCUCAUGUUGCCUCCACCAUAGCCCAGCGUGCAGCACAGUGCCUUGAUUCUAAAGCCCUCAGGUUUUUCACCUCACACAGUUAAUUCUGCAUAUCCACCAAGGUGAAGCAUAUGAGACUCACCUUUCUUUGCAGUGAAAUGAUCAAACGUAAGCCAAAUGAACCACAGCAACACACGUUUAUAUGCAUUUGUUAAUACAUCAACCUGCACUGUAAUUCUCAUGUCUGAAGCCACUGAAAACAACAAACCUUCAUCUCUGACAUCAUGAAUGACUUGGGUUGGGAAAGCAUCAGUAACACACACACAGUUACUUUCGUAUGAAAGCCUUUGUACAUUAUCAGAUGACAACAUUUGAGCUGUUUGACUUGUUUUUAGAUUGAUUAGAUAUAAGUAGGGGUAGGGCCUGUAGGAAGCUGGAGGUGUGUGUGUGUUUGUGUGUGUGUGUGUGUUAUUUUAAAGGUGUUGGUAAACACUGAUCCAAGUCUGAAAAAUUCAAACCUGCUCUAAAUUAUGAUGCAGGUGGAUUAUGAUACGCUUGGAUUGGUUUCCUCUUUGUUUCUAUUCAUGUAUGUUUUAUAUCACGUGCCUUAGCUUUAGAAGUUCUUGUGAUGAGUGUGUUAAAAGUUGAUUUUAUAUCACAUUGACCUGUACAGAUUUCAUGUGUGAAAACAUGAGGAUUUGUGAAAGAUAAAGGUUCCAUUUGUUCCUAAUUGAGGAAUAAUUACAAACCACUGUUCAUUUUGUAUGGAGUGUGCCAUUUCGUACUUUCCAGCAGGUACUCACUUUUUCAUGUGACACAAAUUGUUCAUUUUAGACUCACGAGUGUAAAUACAGUUGAAUAUUAUGUUUUUCUAUUUGUGCUUAUUUAUAAAAUGUACAAAAAAAUGCAAAUAAAUCUUGUUUUCUUAA
Larimichthys crocea (large yellow croaker) is the source of this 1625-nucleotide messenger RNA. RefSeq names its product tumor protein p53-inducible nuclear protein 2. NCBI's taxonomy places the organism in Eukaryota, Metazoa, Chordata, Actinopteri, Sciaenidae. Gene Ontology annotation, biological process: positive regulation of DNA-templated transcription; autophagosome assembly. The record is from RefSeq and is a predicted model, not a curated record. The transcript has 4 exons. Bases 176 to 688 code for a protein of 170 amino acids. Gene Ontology annotation, cellular component: nucleus; autophagosome.